Messenger RNA from Drosophila ananassae, 678 nucleotides. Its product is annotated as outer membrane protein assembly factor BamA-like. The annotation marks the transcript as partial. Gene Ontology annotation, cellular component: outer membrane. The record is from RefSeq and is a predicted model, not a curated record. NCBI's taxonomy places the organism in Eukaryota, Metazoa, Arthropoda, Insecta, Diptera, Drosophilidae. The transcript has 2 exons.
CAAAUUACAAUUGAUGGUAACGAUCGCACUUUAGAUAAAGUGAUCGAUAAUAAGGGUGGACAAGACACCGAUAUCUCUGAAAUAAUACUGGACCGAAAAGGUGAACAUCAGAUUUCAUCAGUGGGAUACACGUUGGCAUAUAAUAAACUGGAUAACCUCUAUACUCCAAAAGAAGGGUAUUUACUGCGCUUAAGUCAGGAUAUUUCAGGAUUGGGAGGAAACGUGAAUUUCCUAAAAUCUGAAUUCUUAUCUUUUUAUACGCACCCUAUAUUAAGCAAAAUUGACGAUGAUAUAACGCUACGCUUUAAGAUGGCAGCAGGUCAUAUUUUUUCUUAUACUGAUGAAAAUCUAAACAUUGGCCAGCACUUUUUUAAAGGGGGUAAUGAGAUUAGAGGGUUUGACCUUUCCGGUAUUGGACCAAGAGCAGAAGACAAAAAUAAAAGCUCAUUGGGAGGCAAAACUUAUUUUAAUCUAACACAGCAAGUGGAUUUUCCUCUACCAAAACUAUAUGACUAUGCUGGUAUCAAAGGCUCACUAUUUGUUGACUAUGCGACACUUUUUGGCUUAGAUGAUAAAAAUAAGAAGUAUGAAGGGAAAUACUAUGAUAGCAAGCUUGUGAGAGUGUCACCAGGUUUUGGCUUUUCAAUGCUUUCUCCUUUUGGUAGACUUAGAUUGGAU